CUGCAGUUUGGUCGGAAUUACAUUCAGAGCCUUAAGCAGAAGCGGAAUCCUUUGCCAUGGGUUGUUUUUGGAACCUGUUUCUGCUGCAAUUGAUGCUUCUCUGUAUUGAGAUCACAGUCCAGCAAGUGAUCACAAACAACCAAACCAAUACAAGCAGUGGUUUUCAUGAUGAGCUGCUGCUGUCAGCUGAGACUGGAUUCGCUGAAGAAUAUGAACACUUCUAUCCAUAUGGGUACAGUUACGGAGAUACAUUCUUGAAUAGCACAGAAAAUGGGACUUCACCUGGGAUUCCUUUACCUGGGACAUUCCAGUUCUUUGAAAAUGGAUACAACAGUACAUUUAUAAAUAUCAACGGUGCCCUGACAUUUGAUUCUCCUUGGAUUGGUUACAUGCCUUGCCAAUUCCCAACCUAUGCUGACAGAAAUAUAAUUGCUCCUUUCUGGGCAUAUUUUGACACCACGUUUGGCGGUUUUGUGUCCUACCGUGGAGUGACCGGUGGGGACAUUCUAAACCAAACAACACAAGACGUCAACCAGUACUUCCCUGAUGUGUCCUUCAAUGCUACUUGGGCUUUUAUUGUCACAUGGUACAAUGUUACAUACUUCAAUGCAACAGGAACGGCAACUUUCCAAGUGACGUUGAUCUCAAAUGAAAAUCAGUCAUUUUUUGUGAUGAAUUACGGCAGAAUUGAUGCCCCACCUGGUUAUGAGGCUGGUUAUGACACCAAUGGUUCCAUGUAUUAUUUUUCUGUACCUGGGUCCUUGAGUGACAAUAGUACAGAGCUAUCAAACACAAGCAACACUGGUAUUUCAGGACGCUGGGUAUUCCGGACAGAUGUGCCACAAGGAUGUGAAACUGAGGGUUCAUUCCUUCCACUGGGUGCCUCCUUCUGGAAUGACAGCAGCUGUUUGGAGAGAUGCACCUGCACAACCUCUGGGCUCCAAUGUGAGGGCACCCCCUGCCUCUUCAACCAGACGUGCCAAUCAGUUUCUUUCAAAUACAGCUGUCAAGACGUGGUUUGUCCUCCCAAUAGCCACUUUGACUCUAACGCCACCGCAUGUCCAGCCACAUGCUUUGACCCACUAUCUCCAUAUAACUGCACAUUACCCCCCAUGGAGAACUGCACUUGUGACGAAGGGUAUGUCCUGGAUGCUGGGGAGUGUAUGCCUGUCCAGCAGUGUGGGUGCACGUUCCAGGAACAAUUCUACACUGUGGGAGAAACUGUCCUACUAGGAGACGAUUGCGGAGAGCAGUGUACCUGUACUAGCAGUGGAAUGACCUGUUUCAAUUACUCUUGCGAAUCACAGAAAGUGUGUUCAGUUCAGGGUGGACAGAGAGGUUGUUAUCCUGAAAAUGAUAGAAUCUGCACAGUGGGAGAAUAUAUGUACCGCACGUUUGAUGGCUUAGGUUUCCAUUAUCAAGGAGCCUGUGGACUGACACUGACCACUUUUACCAAUGGGACAAACCUGCCAGAUUUUGUGAUAUCAACUCAGAAGGUUCCUAGCGGUCCACAGGGAAACAAUUUCAACAGUAAUCUGAAAUUUGAAUCCAAUGGCACUGAUGUUUCUGUUACAUUGGGAAACAUCACAACAGUACAGGUGAAUGGGCAGACAGUUGGACUUCCUUUCUAUGGACAGUUUGGAAUGAUCAGUCUGUACCACAGCAGCAUCACGAGCAUCGUGUUGGAGACCAGUUUUGGUGUGUUUAUAAGAACACACUCGCCAUGGCUGGUACAAGUGACCAUCCCAAGCAAUUUUUCUGGAAUCUUUGUAGGAAUGUGUGGAAACGGCAACCAGGACAUAGAGGAUGAGCUUAUGACCGCGGGUGGCUACCUUGCCAACAGCACUGAAGAAUUCGGGGACAGCUGGCGUUUUGGGGCCUUGUCUGCAUUUUGUGUGGAGAGCAUAAAUUUUGAAAACAACACAGCAGGGAAUGUUAGCCAGUAUCUGUCAAAUAGCUCCUGUGGCAUCAUGUCUUUAAUUGAUGGGCCUUUUGGUGCCUGCUCUGCAUUUCUGAACCCAACAGAAAUGGUCAAUGAAUGCAUAGUUGCCAUGACUACAUCAGGAGGUGACCAUGCCGUUCUUUGUGAAGCCCUACACAACUACGCCUUGCUGUGUCAACAGAAUGGGUUUCCCAUUGGAGAAUGGAGGAACUACACUAACUGCGGUCUAAGCUGUCCACCAAACAGCCACUAUGAGCUCUGUGGAACCUCCUGCCCAGCUACUUGCCCCAAUCUCUCCUUCCCUUUCCCAUGCACACAGCCAUGCCAAGAAGGAUGUCAGUGUAACGAUGGGUUCGUGCUGAGUGGCAGCCAGUGUCUUAACCCUAGUGCCUGUGGCUGCUAUUAUAAUGGUCAAUACUACCAGAAUGGACAGAGCUUCUGGGAAGGAGAUGGGUGUCUCAACUACUGUACCUGCAAUGGUGACACUGGCAACACGUCUUGCGUACCCUCAUCAUGCAGCUCUUUGGAGUACUGCCAGAUUGUUAGUGGGGAAUAUGGUUGUUACCCACUGCCAUCAGGCAUUUGCUAUGCCGUUGGGGAUCCACACUAUUUCACAUUUGAUGGGUUCAUGUAUGACUUCCAAGGCACCUGUCGCUAUGUGCUCGCAUCCCUCUGCAAUGACACCAGUGGUCUGCAAGAUUUUCAAGUGGAAGCAAGGAAUGAGCCAUGGAUGGGCAUGACUGUGUCCAUUACUGUGGAGGUGUUCAUCAUGGUUUAUGGUUACCAAGUGGAUAUUAAAAGUGCUGAGUAUGGAAUAGUAUGGGUUGAUGGUGUGAGUAGAAGUCUACCAGUCUCCUUGAACAAUGGACGGGUUCUGAUAAACCAGAAUGGUGCGCAAACCAUUGUUAGUGUUGACUUUGGCUUGACAGUCAGCUACGAUGGCUACUAUUUUGCUUUCAUCAUACUACCCGCCAACUACAGAGGCAAGACCAGGGGUCUGUGUGGAAAUUUCAAUGGGGACCCCUUUGAUGACUUCAUUAGUCGCUCUGGAGAACUGCUGGGAUCUGCCAGCCAAUUUGGUGAUGACUGGAGAGUCCCUGGCAAUUAUACCUGUUCAAGCAGAGAACCCAAUAAUUUUUGUAGUGACCAGACCACCAUUGAGUCUAUGUGCCAAAUUCUGCAUUCAGCUGAAGGACCCUUCGCCUUCUGUAAUGAAUAUGUGGACCCAGAGCCCUACUUCAACUACUGUGUGUAUGACGGGUGUGUCUCAGCAAAUCAAGAUUCUGUCGUGUGUCAGAUUAUCCAGAAUUAUGUGGCUGUUUGCCAAGCUGCCAAUGCCCGAGUAUAUCCCUGGAGGGGGGCCACAGGAUGCGAGAUGGUGUGUCCAGCAAACUCCCACUAUGAGCUCUGUGGAUCGGAAUGUGGCCUCAGCUGCGGAAACAGCAACUUUAAUGCCACCUGCACACAGAGCUGCACUGAGGGCUGCUUCUGUGAUGAAGGUUAUUUCAGACAAGGCAGUUCCUGUGUCCCUACAGAACAGUGUGGCUGUCAGUUUGGUGGCUUCUCUUUUAAAAUUGGAGAGAAGUUCUGGAAUGAUGACUGCUCGCAGUACUGCACAUGCUUGUCGUCCCAAGAGGUGUAUUGUGAAGCGGUUGCCUGCACUCCUACUCAGGAAUGCACUAUCCGUGAUGGCCGACUAGGUUGCUUUGACUUUGACCCACUGUCUACCUGCACAGUGAGCGGGGAUCCCCACUACUACACUUUUGAUGGAGCACUUGCACACUUCCAGGGCACCUGCUCAUAUGAGAUCACCAAGACCUGUGGGAGUAACACCACUGAAGGCUUUCAGUUCCAGGUUGUAGCGACUAAUUGGCACCGUGGCAACAACCAAGUGUCAUUUGUCUCCAAAGUGUAUGUGUGGAUGUCCCAGGAUGGUGUACAGACAAACAUCACCAUUGAACAGGGUGGGAAAGUGCAGGUCAACGGUAGUGACUUCCCAGACUAUGGGCUCAUUGGGGAAUCGACUGAAGUGCAUGAAGACCAUGGCUUUGUGGUGCUGGACAUGCCCAACAACGUGAUGGUUCGCUUUGACGGCCGUAGCACUCUCUUUGUACGGCUCGGUCAGAACCUCCGAGGCUCUGUCUGCGGAAUGUGUGGAAAUUUCAAUGGAAAUCCAUUGGAUGACAAGGUUUCCCCAGAUGGGGUGCUUCUAGAAACAGAUGACGAAUUUGGUGAUUCAUGGAAGUCUAAUUACAGCCUCCCUAACUGUGGAGCUACUGACAAAAGGGGUGGAGGAUCAGAAGAUGACAAUUGCUCAUUAAGAGAGGAUUUCAAUAAAGCAUGCAGCAUCAUCCUGAACAUCACUGGCCCAUUCAGAAUCUGCCAGUUCUACAUUGACCCCACUCCCUAUUUCUCCUCCUGCGUAUAUGAUCUCUCCCACAACCAAUGGGCCAAUGGGAUGCUCUGCUCUGCAGUGGCAACCUAUGAAGCCGCGUGCAACCUCCUGGAUCUCGAGAUUCCAGAGUGGCGCUCAGAUUUGCUCUGCCCUCCGGAGGACCCCUGUGCUGGUCUGGACUGCACGGAGGAUGAAUGGUGCGGGGAGAACAACGGGGUCUACGGCUGCUUUUGCAAGGAGGGAAACAACAGCAGUGAUUUUGAUUCUGAAGAAACCUGUUUCAGCAGUUCUGGAACUAUGUCUCUGUCCCGGUGCCAGCUGUUUGAAGCUGGUUUCCCAGCUAAUAUCUUGCACCUUAAUGACAUCAACUGCACUGCAAUACUUCAAGAUGGCAGACUGGUCUUCCAGUUUGACAACGAUGGAAAUAAAUGUGGAACUAUUAUCACUAGCAAUGGCACACACCUCAUCUAUCAGAACACCAUUUAUGGGGAAACCAACCCACAUACCAAUAUAAUCAGCCGGGAAAGACGCCUGGUUCUGCAGUUCUACUGCGCGUAUCCAAUUGAAAAAUCCUUGUCCAUGCCGAUUGGUUUCCACCCCUUAGAAAGCGUGCUGGACAAGAUUCUGCCAGGCGGCAUUGGGGAGUACCGGGUUCAGAUGACUCCUUUUCUCGACGCUGACUUUGAGAAGCCAGUCACAGCUCCGUCUUUGAAUUUGCCCUUGAACCAGAGGCUUUUUGUGGGUGUGGAAGUGAUUGGAAUGGAUGAAAGGCAAAUCUCCACUGUGAUAGACUCUUGUUGGGCCACACCCGAUGCUGAUCAAUUCAACCCCAUCCGCUGGGACCUCAUCAGCCAUGAGUGUCCCAACCCUGAGGAUGGAACUGUAGUAAUUAACCAGAACGGGGUGUCCACCACCAGCAAAUUCUCUUUCAGUGUGUUUGCAUUCAAUAGCAAUUCCUCCAUGGUAUACCUGCACUGCCAGAUUCACUUGUGUAUAAAGACCCAGUGCAACUGUGCUACGCUUUGCUAUCCUAGAUACAAUGCUAGAAGGAGAAGAUCCAUAGAAGUACGGGACACUGCAUCCAUUUCCAUGCCAUUGGUAGUAUCUUUCACAAAUUCAGCUCCACAUUUUGCAAGCUCCCUGCUGCUACUUGCCCUUCCCACCCUGGUUGCUGCUACAGUGCGUUAAGGCCAUCUAACCCCAAACUAUGUGCUUUCCAUUAUAGUGAACUUGGUGUUUAGUUAUCAAUUCUUGUGUUUUACAGCUUUAAUCUCUACUUUUAUCUUUGACCUGUUAUACCAUAAUGAUUGAAUACCUUUCAUGUA
Molecule: messenger RNA, 5662 nt
Organism: Brienomyrus brachyistius
Lineage: Eukaryota; Metazoa; Chordata; Actinopteri; Osteoglossiformes; Mormyridae
Product: alpha-tectorin-like
Exons: 23
Coding region: 57-5525 (1822 amino acids)
Biological process (GO): cell-matrix adhesion
Molecular function (GO): protein binding
Source: RefSeq, a predicted model, not a curated record